This is a messenger RNA of Caenorhabditis elegans, 985 nucleotides long. RefSeq names its product putative histone chaperone asf-1 (gene unc-85). NCBI's taxonomy places the organism in Eukaryota, Metazoa, Nematoda, Chromadorea, Rhabditida, Rhabditidae. The transcript has 4 exons. Gene Ontology annotation, cellular component: nucleus. Gene Ontology annotation, biological process: nucleosome assembly; nucleosome disassembly; chromatin organization. The record is from RefSeq and is marked reviewed. The coding region runs from base 1 to 828 and encodes 275 amino acids. Gene Ontology annotation, molecular function: histone binding.
AUGGCUUCCCGUGUCAACAUUGUUCAAGUACAAAUUCUCGACAAUCCUGCGAUGUUUGUCGACAAAUUCAAGUUGGAGAUCACAUUUGAAGUUUUUGAGCACUUGCCGCAUGAUCUCGAAUGGGAAUUGGUCUACGUCGGAUCCGGAACAUCCCGAGACUUUGACCAAGUUCUCGAUUCAGCGCUCGUUGGUCCAAUUCCAGAAGGACGCCACAAGUUUGUGUUCGACGCGGAUCAUCCGGAUAUCUCGAAGAUCCCAGUCGAUGAUAUCGUCGGUGUCAGCGUACUUCUCCUGCGCUGCAAGUACAACGAUCAGGAGUUUAUCAAUAUGGGAUGGUUCGUGGCAAAUGAGUACACCGAGGAAGAGCUCAAAGAGAAUCCCCCAUCGCAGCCACUCAUCGAAAAGCUUUCCCGCAAAGUCGAAACUGAAGAUCUUCGCAUCACCACAUUCCCGAUUCGCUGGACUGAUGAGGAUCCGGUCGCAGAGCCUGUCGAGGAUGAGGCUAACAGAGUAUUCGCGGAAGAUGACCUCAUGCCUCUGAAUGAUGAUGGCCAGGAAGAUGACGAUGAGGAGGAAGAGGAUGAUGACGAGAUGGAGGCCAACGCUGAAGAAGUGGAUUUGAACGAGAGCUUCAAUGAACGAUUGGCCAAUGCACUUGACGGGGCCGAACAGAAAGGCGCAGAUGAGAAAAUGGAGGACGAUGGAGCAAAUGAGGAUGUUGAUAUGGCUGAUGACGAGCCUGGCGUUCAGAUCAACACUGACACGAAAGUUCCGGAAUCGAUGGCGGAGCCACUCUCAGACAAGACAAACAACGAAAUGGUCCAGUGAUUUCACUUCCAGUUAAUUUAUAUAUUUUGAACUUAUUUUUAUUCCCACCCGAUUUUCAGUGACUGUCAAAAAUUCACAUAAUUCGUUCUUUCAUUUUUUUUCUUUUCAAGAAUUUUCACUUUGAAUGUUUUCCGAAUAAAACUGUACAGUGUCAUUC